Rhipicephalus sanguineus (brown dog tick) is the source of this 2294-nucleotide messenger RNA. Its product is annotated as RAD51-associated protein 1. Gene Ontology annotation, biological process: double-strand break repair via homologous recombination; interstrand cross-link repair. Gene Ontology annotation, molecular function: single-stranded DNA binding; double-stranded DNA binding. Lineage: Eukaryota; Metazoa; Arthropoda; Arachnida; Ixodida; Ixodidae. Bases 150 to 1166 code for a protein of 338 amino acids. The record is from RefSeq and is a predicted model, not a curated record. The transcript has 7 exons.
CUGCGAGAAAUCGCGCGCCAACUUUGCAGGCAGCGUCCGGAGCUCGGAUAUGAUUGUUGAACUUGUGCACUUCGUCGAAUCUUCGAAAAGUUAACGCGAACAUUGCUUCUGUGUGUCGCAUUCGUCAGGCGGCUUGCGCAAGUUAAGGCAUGGCUGAAGGGCGGCGGUCGUCAAGGGCCCACAAGACUGUCAACUAUGCAAAACUGGACUAUGGUAGUGAGGAAGACGACGACUUCAAGCCCAGCGAGGCACCACCGUCUAAGCGCCCCAAGCCCGCUGUCAAGGAAGCACCCAAGAAAGCAGAGAAGAAGACCAAGCCUGACAGCGGUGGUGACACAAGCUCUAGUGCUGUCAGCCAGAAGCAGAAGACAGGGCGAGCAUCUCUGGACGACAAGCUGUUCCAGCGAGACCUGGAAGCGGCUCUGCGUCUUUCACAGAAUGGACCAGCUUCAGAUGGCCAGUGCCAGCGGAGUGGUUCUGAAGGCAAGCCUGCAGACAGCAUCAUCGAUCAAAAGGACAUUGCCACAUUUCCUCUCGAGCUAGCUGGUGAGGUGGUUGUGCAGUCUGAGCCGGCAACAGAUAUCGGCAAGCCUUCGGCAUCACCAGCUGCAGAGGUCGAGCAGGAAGAAGACUACCAGCCAGAGCAGGAAGAGAGCUCCGAGGAUGAGGAGGACGAGGAAGAUGCGUCGGACGAAGACUACAGCGGCAGUGACGACGACGAGGAGUUUUCCCCCUCAAAGGCCAAGGCCUCACGGUCUCGCAAAGAACCUGUGGAGAAGAAGCCUCCAGCCACUCUCAAGAAACCAGCAGCUACCGCAAGAGCAGGGGCCAGGAAAACUCCUGCAGCACUGACCGGACCAAAACAGGCAACCACGAAGAGCACCUCCACGACACGUGGCAAGACGCAAGCAUCAAGUGCAUUGACCAGCUCAGCGACAGCGGCACUAUCUGUGGCAAGGACAGCGCCUCGCCUCGCUUCAGCACCAAAGCCCACACCAAGCGUGGCUUCGCGGCCUCUACCGCAGCGGGCUGCUCCCGCGGGCGGCGUGCCCAUGACUGUGCCCAAGUUCUCGAGUGGCCAGUUGCCAGUGUCGGGGAUUCGGCUUGGCUUGUCUCGUCGCUCAGUGAGCAAGCCACUUCACAGUGUCGUCAAAGUUCAGCAGUGAACCUGUGAAGGAUAACUUGCAGCAGCCAUGUAUCGGCAGGAUGUUCUAAGUGACUGUGCUUGGGAUGAUUCCCGAAAUCCCAAAUUACUGGUGGACUGGAAAAUGUUUCUUUAGAUGUGAUGGGUUGUGGACAGUUUUGGAUUCUAUAUUGCAUAUUUUAGGCAGCACAUUUAGGCUUUAGCUUCCAUUUUUAUGAACAGGCCUCAACUCAAAGCUCUUCAUCGAUUCUACUGAGUGUAGCAUAGCAUUGCUUCUCAUCUUUAUCAAGUACUGCACAUCAGUAACAUUCCUCAGUCAUUGUGUUUCUCAAGUAAAUAUUUACUGCAGGAAUUGCCAUCCGGUACGUUUGCAUGGACAGAGAAAGUACUUAGUUACAAUACAUUCAUGUAGGAACUGUCCUGGAUUGACUUUGAGGAGCUAUGACCAGUUCAUUCAGGGGAAGGCACUGCCAUCUGUGAUGUGUAGUACCCAGCAGAGAUGCGUUCGAGAAUAUGGGAACAAAUGUUUUUAGGUUUUACUGACUUGUUUGACAGUGAAUUCCACUGGCCAAUCUGCAAUUCAGUUGUAGGUUCACAGCACUCCUCGCUUCAUGGCCUUAGGAUAAGUACAGCCAAAAAUUCAAGCCCUCUGUGCAUCAUUAUUGCCUCCUCAAGGGAUAACAGCAUCUUGUAUUAAGAGCAUCUGUAGACAUUGGUGCACAGGUUCAUGCCUUUCUAUACGACAGCUACGUUUUCUGUUAAUUCAAUACUUGAUUAGCGUUUCAUACAUUAUGGGUAGGAUAGCAAGGACACUGAAGUUACUGUGACACUUUUACAAUCAUAAAUGGUAUCAUUGGCUCGCCAUAGGCUAUGUACCAUUUCUGGAACUGCAAAGGUUGUUUUCCUCUGGCAGGCAUCGAUUUGUAAAAUACUGGCAUGCUUUUUAGUACUUGUUGGGCGACUGCUCCAGAUGGGCCAGGGGGGAAUUUACUGUAAGACAUCAGAGUUGCUAAUUAUACAAAGACAAAAUACACCAGUGCCAAGCAAACCAUAGGGGAUAUUGUUUGAUGGUUAAAGUUUUGGUUAUGCUGAUGGGAAUGGUACUUGUAAAUUUACGGCUGUUGCACUCCGUUUCACACAUCAGGUGCAA